Molecule: messenger RNA, 546 nt
Organism: Mesorhabditis spiculigera
Lineage: Eukaryota; Metazoa; Nematoda; Chromadorea; Rhabditida; Rhabditidae
Source: the annotation of a GenBank genome assembly
AUGGCCCCAGAUGCGCCAGCGCUGGACGGGCGCCGCCGCUGGCUACUGCCAUUCAUUUUCCUAGCAGUGAUUACAAUAGCUGUUGUGAUUGCUGUCACGCUGGUGGUGGUGCUCGUCGAUAGGAGCAAACCGAAGACUCCUUACGCUACCCCAUACCGCGUCACAUUUUCGCUGUAUCAGAUCGACGAGCCUCAGAAGCAAAUUCUAGCCAAGGUAGAAGCUGACGAUCCGGAUUCUGGAUGCUAUUACUUGGAAGACACAAAAGAAAUCAUCAAAAGCACGCUCGAUGGCCUGGGUGACGAAGCGGAAGUCGCUUUUCUUACCUAUGGACAGGCUGAAAAUUCCGUAUCCAUGACCGGAAUGAUGUCAAGAAGCGAUUCGAUGACUCAUCUAGACACCAUCCCCGCCCUGGCUGGCGUGAAACAAGCCAAUGAGCUAGCGGCCAUGAAACUCUAUUCAAACAAAAAGACCGAAAGUGAGCUUGUCUACUUUGUACCUUGUGAUGAAAUGUGCGUGACAUGUCCCAAAGCCCUGUUAUUCCUACUU